Molecule: messenger RNA, 696 nt
Organism: Pteronotus mesoamericanus
Lineage: Eukaryota; Metazoa; Chordata; Mammalia; Chiroptera; Mormoopidae
Gene: BST2
Product: bone marrow stromal cell antigen 2
Exons: 5
Coding region: 16-549 (177 amino acids)
Biological process (GO): defense response to virus; innate immune response
Cellular component (GO): cell surface; Golgi apparatus
Molecular function (GO): metalloendopeptidase inhibitor activity
Source: RefSeq, a predicted model, not a curated record
CCAAGACCCAUCUGAAUGGCACCCACUCUUUACCACUAUUACCUUUUGCCUGUGGACGACGACUCAAAGGUGCUAAUGCUGUCAGGCCGCAAGCUGCCAGUGUGGGUGGCGAUCCUGCUGAUCGUACUGUCGGUGGUUCUGUUUAUAACCACGAUCACCUUCGCUGUUAUGGCCUACAGCCCCGCUUGUAAGGAUGGCCACAGAAUGGAGCAGGAGUGGCGAAACAACACCCACAACCUGGAGCGCCAGCUGACCCAGGCCCAUGAAGUCUUACGGCAGACUGAGGCCUACGCUGCCGCUUGCAACCAGACUGCGGCAACCCUGAUGGCUUCCCUGGAGACAGAGAAGGCUCAGCGCCAAAAGCAGCAGGAGCUAGUGCAAGAGCUUCAAGGGGAGAACGCGGAGUUGAAGCAGAAGCUGCAGGACAUGACUGCAGAGCUGGAGCGACUAAGAUACAAUCAUAAAAACACCAGCAACUCUGGAAACGCCCUCGGCCUCUCGGUGGUCCCUGUGCUCCUAGCCCUGAGCCUCCCAGCGCUGCUGACCUGAGGCCCCAGGAAGCCAGCUGGCCACAACCUGGACUGGUUUCCAGCUCUGUUUCCCUGAUCUGGCCAGUUCUGAGGGGCCACAGGACGGCACGGUUCGGGGCAGGGGCGGUGGCGGGGAAGGGAGGGAGAUCCAAGGGGCAGGGGGUUG